UUAGCAUCCCCUCACUGAGUAAAUCAAACUUGUGCUCAACUCCUCCUUUAAUCAGUGACCUUUUAAGAAAGCUGAAAGCCUCUUACCCCUGACGCUGGCUGAAGGAUGGCACCAUAGUGGCCCCUGACUCCCCUUGGCCAGCCCAGGGCUGAGGAGAGGACAACAUGUCUGCGACCGGAGGCAGCAGGGCUGCGGGGGCCUUCUCGCUGGACGAGCCCAGUGCCAAGCUGUUCUGCUGCAGCCCUUUGAGGCGCAGGGUCCCUCUGGCCAUCAGGGAAGAGCUCUACUGCAUCCUGCGUCUGACCGGACCCCUGGUUUCGUGUCGUACUCUGAAUUACCUCUUGCCCUUUGUGGUGACGAUAUUCGUUGGCCGCCUUGGGAACAGUGCUCUUGCUGGUUAUGCCAUGGCCUGUGCUGUUAUAAAUAUAUCAAGUGCAUCUACGGGUCUUGGAUUAACCCUAGCCUGUGACACACUAAUUUCUCAGACGUUUGGGGCGAAGAACCUGCUGCGUGUGGGGGUGAUCCUGCAGAAGAGCAUCCUGAUCUUGCUGCUCUUCUGUCUGCCCUGCUGGGCACUGCUGAUCAACUCCCAGGCCAUCCUGCUGGUGCUGGGACAGGAGCCUGAGGUGGCCAGAAUAGCAGAAAUAUAUGUGUUUGCAUAUCUUCCCGCCAUACCGGCUUUGUUCAUGCAUCAGUUAAUGAUGUCCUAUCUACAAAACCAGGGGAUAAUUUUACCACAGGCAUAUUCAGCUGUUAUGUCCAAUAUUUCCAAUCUAUUAACACACUACGCUCUGGUCUCCUGGCUGGACCUCGGAAUCAUAGGGUCUGCGGUAGCCAACUCUCUCUCGAUCAUCUACAACAUGCUGUUCCUCUUCCUCUGCAUCUACUGGAGGAAGCUGCACGUGACCACGUGGCCAGGCUGGAACUCAGACUGCCUGCAGGAAUGGGGUUCUUUGAAGCUGGCCAUCCCCAGUGCCUUCUUGUGCUGCUUUGGGUGGUGGAUCUAUGAGAUCGGAGGAUUCCUAGCAGGUAUGCUGAGUGAGGAGAACCUCGCAGCCCAACAUGUGGUCAUCAUGCUGGCCUACAUUAACUACAUGAUCCCUUUAGGCAUCCAAGGGGCUGCCUGCAUUCGUGUGGGAAAUGCACUAGGUGCAGGAGACACUGCAGGAGCCAUCCUCACCAGCAAAGUGGUUUUGAUCUUCGCAGCUGUACUGGCCAUUUUUCAAGGUGUCAUCCUACUCAGCGCAAAACAUGUACUUGGAUACAUUUUUACCUCUGACGAGAAUAUUGCUGCACUGGUGGCAAAGCUCUUAGAUGUCUAUUGUGUACUUCAGUUUUCCGACGCAGUUGUGUGUGUCAGCAUGGGUAUUCUUCUAGGAUUAGGACAGCAGAGGAUAGCAGCAAUAGCUUUUCCAAUUGGAUACUACUUGAUUGGGCUUCCACUACUGAUAGCCUUGAUAUUCGCCGCUCAACUGGAAGUCAUUGGCUUUUGGCUUGGCCUUCUCAUCGCAUCCGUUCUGUUGGCGGUCUUUUUCGUCAUAGUCAUCUUCAAGCUGGACUGGAAGAAAAUGACAAAAGAAGCCGUAGAACGAGCAGGCAAAGCAGUCAAUGUGGAUUCAAUGACAUCACUAUCAGAGCCUGAACCGGACCUGUUGAUCUCAGGAAACAAAGCCAUGACAGAGAACGGCCAUGGGUCUGUGGUGCUGCAGGAGGAGCAGAAGGCUCAGGGCAGUAAGAGGCGGCAGCCUGCAGCCCUGCUCUCUCCCUCUCAGCUCCUUCUCAGGAGAGGCCUCACUGUGCUGGCUCUCCUCCUCACCCUCGGUGUGGGUGUCACAGUCCACCUCCUCCUGCCUCUACCAGAGUCCUCCUGGAGCUCAAGAACCAACGGCACCAUAGACGCUGGAAACUGGACCACUGCCACCCCACUGGAACAAAGUACAAUGUGGAUGUAGACAACAAAGGGAUUAGGGACAAGAGGCUAAAUGUACAUAUGUGCAGUAGGCUAUAUACUUGUGCCUGCAUGGGGCAAACUGAUACACUUUCCAAGUUUCAUUCAUUUCACUUAUGAGUUGGUCUUUUGGAAUUAGGAGGUACCUCAAGAUGUAUGAUAGCCUACUUGUGUUUGUGAGAAACAUCAAUCGCAGCUUUGACUGGGUAUGUAGAUGAACAAUAUGUUUUUUGUUAAUAAUAAAAAAAAAAAGCUUAUUGAGGGAAUAGCACAAACUCUGUUGGGGAGGAGAUGUUGAACUGCUAAUCAUUUUGACCACAUGGUAUACAUUGGAAAUAUGAUACAUUUAAUGUAUAUUGAUGAAAUAUCCAUUUUUAUUUUCAAAAAGAAUAUGGUUAUUUCAUAACCGCGAUUCCCUGUGUAUACUGUACUGUAUCAAUGAAAUGUGCACUCGUUUUACUAAAUUGUGGGCUUAUUUGCUAAA
Messenger RNA from Sardina pilchardus (European sardine), 2432 nucleotides. RefSeq names its product multidrug and toxin extrusion protein 1-like. The record is from RefSeq and is a predicted model, not a curated record. Gene Ontology annotation, cellular component: membrane. NCBI's taxonomy places the organism in Eukaryota, Metazoa, Chordata, Actinopteri, Clupeiformes, Clupeidae. Gene Ontology annotation, molecular function: antiporter activity; xenobiotic transmembrane transporter activity. The coding region runs from base 165 to 1952 and encodes 595 amino acids. The transcript is spliced from 17 exons. Gene Ontology annotation, biological process: xenobiotic detoxification by transmembrane export across the plasma membrane.